This is a messenger RNA of Agrilus planipennis (emerald ash borer), 4667 nucleotides long. RefSeq names its product TBC1 domain family member 4 (gene plx). The transcript has 19 exons. NCBI's taxonomy places the organism in Eukaryota, Metazoa, Arthropoda, Insecta, Coleoptera, Buprestidae. The record is from RefSeq and is a predicted model, not a curated record. Bases 638 to 4456 code for a protein of 1272 amino acids.
CUUUCCGAACAACCCUAUAGUUUAUGUUACUCAGUGGAGGCAGUUUUUAACAUCAGAUACUAAAGGUUUGCUUACAUAUUUCUUCAAUGACUUCUAUUAAGCGAUAACGUUUGUCAUCAUCGAAUUGAGUGAAGAUCAAAAAUAUACACGCGGAAUGGUUUGUAACAGUUGGUUAUUGGGUGGCCAACAUAUUUUCUUUUAGAUUUUGGCCGCGUUUGAAAUGUUUAUAAUUAGAUACUCUCUCUGUUUCGUUUCGAACCGUUGUUGUCGUAGCACGUACCAAUGACUAGUUCAAAAACGACCUCUCGUGAGUACAUGAUACGUCCUCGCUGUUAAUGUGCGCGUAUGUAGUUCGUCUUUUUUUUUUUGAAUAAAGAGGAAAAAGUGAAUUCACGGAAAAUCGAGAAAUUCGUCGUGACCUGUGAUAGUUAUAUUGUUGUUAAAGAGCGCUUAUUACGUUCUUACACACAUAUUUUGAAACUCGUUAUUUUUCUAUUGGAGUACCAAGUAGAAAUGUUUUUGACUGUGAUUUUCGGAAUUUAGUGAUUGUGACUUUUGUUACGGUGUUUCGUUGACAUGUUUGUGAAAUACAACAUAUAGAGCAAAACACUUAAUGUGAAUAUUGAGAAAACCCAAAAUGAUUACCGUACCACCAGUAACCCGAAGGCCCCUCAUGUCUUCACAAAGUGAUGCAUCCCAUUUGAAAAGCAAAGUAACGGAGGUUUAUCAGCAAAUGAAGGAUAAUCAGAGCCUGUAUACGCCGACGCCUCCCAGAUCUUUAAGCAGUGGCUCCAGUUUGACUUCCUUGAGCCUGGAUAUCUCUCCAAGUUCUAGUAAUUUUUUCGAGGUUCUUUACAUUGGAAAAAUCAAAGUUUGGAAUCGGAAAGUCCCUGAUUCAUUCAUAGAUGAUGCUCUUCAGAAAUUUGAAGCUCACGAUCUAGAAAAGAAAGCCAAUGUCCGCGCUCCAAUUGAACGUCUCCAGAGUGAACAAGAUUUGUAUAGGAGGUUAGCAAAUGGCCCUCGAGCAGAAAGGCAAUCGUCUCCCGAGUCUCCACCUGUACCAUCUCUAACAAGAUCACUCUCAGUGGCGUCUAGUCUUAUUCCGAAACAAAUCGAAAACCAAUACCGUAAAGAGAUAUUGUCUACCAACGAGAGUGACAUAAGUGAUAAUUUCUCGAAAAUCUCGAUCCCUGAAGAUGGUUCCGAAGACACAAAGAGCUCUAAAAGCGAAUUAUCGGAGACCUCAUCGUUUACUGAAAGUAGCAAAGCGGGAGGAGAUACUACCAGUACAAGUGAUUAUAAAGAAGGAAGUGAUUCUUCGUCGGUCACCAGCAGGGAUGAAAAGAAAGAAAUGACCAGAACUGUUGUCGAUAUGGACGACCACAACAGAACGAUGGUUUUGCAAGUGGGGCGAAUAGACUUGAGACUUAUUAGCCCAGACAGAAAACUUAUCUUAUUGCACAAGCAGACUAGGGACAUUGCUACGUGUGUACAAGGACGUGAAAAUUCCUCCCAUUUCGGGUUCAUCUCCAGAGAAACACCCACAUCCAAUAUCUUCAUAGGAUACGUAUUUAAAUGUGAGUCUGCAUCAAUAGCCAGUGAAGCAGUUGGAGCAAUAACUCAGGCAUUUACUAAUGCUGAAUCAAAAUUUGCUCGACCUAUCAUUACCUCAUGUGAGCAGUGUCCAAUGGUCUGGUUUCAUAAAUUGUGCGUCGAAGUGGAGAAUUUAAGUGACAGAAAAACUCAAGCAGCGAUUUUGAGAAGAAUAGACCAAUUAGACGAAGAAGAACAGAGCAUGAUAUUAGCAAAAUUUAGAGGAGCUGAAACAGAUUCAGUUCGUGAACAGAAUGAGUUCCUCAUGAUGUUGCUGAGAGCACAUUGUGAAAUGAAGCAGGGUCGUCACGUCCACGAUACAGCUGAAAACAGGUCUGAAUUUUUGAAUCAGUAUCUGGGAGGCAGUACGAUCUUCAUGAAAGCCAAAAGGUCCUUGACAAAUUCGUUUGAUAACUUGUUAAAGAGGAGGUCGUCCAGGGAUGACGUGGGGGCAACAUUCAAUAGAGAUAUGACAUUGCCAAUCCAUUCAAGUUUAAAGGAAGGAAUGUCGCCUGCAUCCGCUAAUUUUCAAGAGACGUCCGAUCGUGAAUCUGAAGGCUCACACUCUCCUUCCACUCUAGGUUCUCAAAGCGAUCUUAGGGAUCCUAAAAAUGGAAACCCUGAGCCACAAACCCAAAGCAAUGUGUCACCUGAAAGAACAGGAACUGCAACAGACAAGGGACUCAAAUCUCCCAUGAUGGACAUAUUUAUGAAAGUUGGAAGUAGUCCUAAAUCCGUACCCUACGAUGAAGGAUCUCCAAAGUACGAUGCAGGCUCUUGGAGACAAGCUAUUUUUAAAAGGGUAAUAACUCCAAAUAAACAGCAAGCAAGAGAUAGUGGACAAAAGAGGAGUAAUGAAGAACUGAGGAUGCUUUGGAAGAAGGGCAUCCAACAAGCCAUCUUGUUAGUCCGGAUGGAAAAGGAAAAUGCGAGGAUAAAGGCUCAACAGGAAGAGAACGCAGUUAAACGCAUAAAACUGGAGUAUGAUGACAUGAAACUGAAUCAGAGAGAAGUUAUGGAAGUGUGGGAUCAAAUGAUCGACAAGGAUAUUCGGGUGACUAGGGAUAACAAUCUGCUGCUUCAUGCAGUAAGACAAGGUAUUCCAAGAGCGAAAAGAGGAGAAGUCUGGCAAUUUUUGGCAGAAGAAUCCUGCAAGCGCACAGCUCCCGUUGACACUAGCAAAUUCCCAAAUUACAACGUGCCUUAUGAAACAUUAUUAAAGCAACUCACCUCUCAUCAACACGCCAUACUUAUUGACUUAGGAAGGACUUUUCCUAAUCACUCUUACUACAGUAGUCCCCUUGGACAAGGCCAACUGGCACUAUUCAACUUGUUGAAAGCAUACUCGCUUCUAGACCCAGAAGUGGGAUAUUGUCAAGGACUCAGUUUUGUCGGAGGUGUUCUACUUCUUCAUAUGGAGGAAGCUCAAGCCUUCUCUUUGCUUCGACAUUUGAUGUUUCGAAGAAAUCUUCGCAAACAAUACUUGCCAGAUAUGGUGGCCUUGCAGAUCAAACUUUAUCAGAUUUCUAGGUUACUCCACGAUCAAAUUCCUGAGCUUUAUGAUCAUUUCGACCUGCAUGAGGUUGCCCCCACAUUGUAUGCAGCUCCUUGGCUACUCACCAUCUUCGCCUCUCAAUUUCCCUUAGGAUUUGUGACAAGAGUGUUUGACAUUCUGUUUUUGGAAAACACUGAUAUUAUCUUCAAAGUGGCGAUCGCUCUCCUCUCCCUUCAUAAGGAUAAUCUUCUCAAAUGUGAUAGUUUCGAAGAGAUUAUGGACUACCUCAAGAAUAAAGUUACCAAUAUGGACAAAUUUAUGUUGGAUAAGGUUAUCAAGAAGGUGGCUACGUUGGACAUAAAGAAACAGCUAAACGAAUACAAAGUGGAAUAUCAUGUCCUGCAGGAAGAAAUGGCCGCUGUUCAACCCCAACUUGAAGCAUUACAUAAAUUGCAAAAGGAAAACAAAAUUCUCACUGACCUUAAUAAGUCAUUGACGUCUCAAGUUGACCUUCACAUGUCCAACGUACACAGGCUCGAAAAGUCGCGAACUAUCCUUCAAUCGAAUUGCAAUAAAUUAGAAAUGACAAAUAGAGGCCUGGAAGUCACUGUGGUGACCUUGGUAUCGUUCGUUAACAGCCUGAUAGAGAACAAAGUGGACGUGGAAAUUCCUGACGAUGUCCGAAGGAUUUUGACACAAGUUUCUUUUAACGAGAAGAACAAAAAAGACCAAGCUCACAGAUCGAACGUGAUGAGGAUGUUUGGCAAAGAUAAUCAUCCAAAUGCGCAAAUGAUCAAGUCCUUGAGCACCGGUAAAAUGAACUUAAGUGAACUAACGCCGUUUCUUCCAGCCAAUGCCGAUUCUAUGUCACGUUCGAAUAGUCUCAACACGCAGUCGGCAGUUCCACUGAAGGUUUUGGCAAAAUCGGUUGGCAACUCCGAUCCCAGCAUUGACAAGCCCGCGCCUUUUCGCAGUACCAUCAGCAAUCCAAAUAUGGCCAACAAGAUGUCCAAUUUCUUCUCGUCGUCUCAUGCGCAAAUAUUACAGCAGAAACUUCACAGUCCAAAGGGCAGCAAUCCCAAAAUUGACAUUCGGAUAGAAGACUGUGUCGAUUACAAUUCCAGUACCAGCAAGACAACCUCCGAUUGUACCGAGAUGGCACGAAACGUUAAAAAUCUGGGCGAGAAGUCCGUCAGUUUGCCCCUUCAAGAGAAGAUUCUGGGGAAGGACAACAAAACGUCACCUACGUAUUCGGAGGACAGUGGAAUUGGUACACCAUCUUCACCUAAGGAUACGGAAAUCCAUCCAUUGAGCAACUGUGACGUUCCAUUUACAUACAGCGGAACCAGAACUCUUAAAAAAGUCUAAGCGUGAUCUGUUAGUGUUCUAAUCUUUAUUAGGUCAAUGCUAAGUCGUCGCCAUUGUGAUCCAUUUAGUUUAUUAGGUUCUGCUUAUUCUGAGAAUGAAUGAAAAAGUGAAUGUGUGCUAAGAAAGUUUUAUGAUUAUGACCAUUGUAUCCUACUUACUGGAGAUAUUAGUAAAUAUUAAAUAUAUUUUACCAGUUGAUAUUUAAAAUCAA